Messenger RNA from Tuber aestivum (summer truffle), 3336 nucleotides. Lineage: Eukaryota; Fungi; Ascomycota; Pezizomycetes; Pezizales; Tuberaceae. The record is from the annotation of a GenBank genome assembly.
ACUGGUGAAACCCCUUCGCAAAACUAACUUACUGGUCUCCAACCCGCCCACGUCGUUGAACUCCCAUCAUGGCAGAUUCUCGUGACCCUUUCCCCAAUGUCAAGGAAAAGCUUACCGGACGAACGAAAAAAUCUGCCUUCGAGAAAUCGCGUCUAGAAGCAGAGGCGAAGAGGCUUCGUGAGGAGGCCGAGACUGCCGCUGUUUACAAGGAUUUUGUCGCCUCCUUCGACCAGGAACCGUCUCUUUCAACUUCUGCUGUGGGCAAUUUCGGUGGAGCCAGAGGUUCGCCUGUUGGCUCCAGGGGCUCCAUAGGUGACUCCAGAGCAGGAUUGAGGGGCGUACCACUAAGUGGGCCUGGGCGAAGACAUUUCACCUCGGCUCCACCCAGAGCUAGCCCGGCAGCAUCGCUAGCAAGCGGUCCGCCGAGCAGAAAACGGAAUAUCGACUCGGUAUUUGAAAGGGAGGAUGAGGCUGGUGUGUUUGGACCAGCCGGCUUGAGUGAUCGUGAUAAAAGACGCCUUCGAGAAUCAAACACUGGACUCUUGGCGUUUGAGAAUUCAGCUCCGCCGAGCAGGAGCAAAGAUCAGUGCUCUCCUGACGAUGACUCUGGUACCCCUGGCCAUUGCGUGAGGAUCGGAAGUUUAGGAGAAUUAUGUUCUAACGGUACUUUCCAUUUUACUAGAUUCUGACACAGCUUCCAGCUCACACCCAAAACCUACUCUUCAUCUUACGUCCCUCCCACCUUCAACCACGAAACCCACAUUGACAGCACUACUCUCUACUACGGCGUUAAAACUAGAUUCCAUCCGUAUCCUUCCAGCCCCUCCCCCCCCAGGCCCUUCCCAGCCAUCCCCAUCUGUCCGAAAGGCAGCGUCCGCGAUUGUCGUAUUAUCCCCGGAGACUCCUUCCUCUGAUAUCGAUGCUGCGGUAUCAAUGCUAAGUGGCCGCUAUCUUGGGUGUGGAUUCUGGCUUGGAAUUGGUCGACAUCUACCAUCCACUACCGUUGGCUCUGUUGGUUCUGGUCCCAUCCUAGCUUCUUUUCAAACUCACCCUUUCGGUGCACGGCCGCCAGCCCUAGUAUCUCGCACCCUCUCACGUGCACCUCCUGUGCAUAGGGGUGGGUUUGCUGCACCUGCUUCCUUUGGGCCCCCUCAUCGCGGGGCCAGCGUUGGGGCAGGCACUGGAGGGUUGGUUAGUUUGCAAAUUCAGGUUGAGACACCAGCCGAUCUCAAAGUGCUCAGGCUCAUACACAAAACCAUCGAAUCAGUCCUAACCCAUGGUCCGGAGUUCGAAGCUCUGUUGAUGUCGUCUAACACAGUGAAGAGUGACAUCAAAUUUUCCUGGCUGUGGGACGCUCGAUCUACGGAAGGAGUUUACUACAGGUGGAAAUUAUGGGAAAUAAUAUCUGGCACAACUUGGGAACGAACUGGUGGCGUCGAUUUGUUUGAACCCUCUUCUUCCCUGGCAACCACUUGGUUCCCACCUCGGAGAACGCUCAAAUACGAGUGGGCGGGGGCGCUGCAGGAUGUGAAAGAUGAUGAAAGCUUUAGCAGUGAAGAGCUUGAGGACGACCGAGAUGAAAGUGAUAGGGAAGAUGAGAUCGAGCGACCAGUCGGUCUUCAGGGUAGUGGGGAGAGCCGACGGGGUCGGGGUUUUUUGGGCGUGCUUGAGCGUGCAAAAUUAAUUCAUCUUAUUUGUGAGAGUCGUCCACGAACUAAUGAUUCGAGUAAAUAACUGACUGGGUUCGCAGCUAGGAUACCCACACAAACUAGCAAGGUUAGGAGAGGAGACGUGGGCCGAGUCAUGGCAUUCGCAAUGGAACACGCUGAAGGGGGAAUGGGCGAGGAGGUCGUUGCAGUCCUUGUGGGAAAUGUAAGCGUUCGAGAUGAAUCACCUCUCUACCUUCUCAGUUCAUACUCACAUGGGUUGCCGAGUAGGUCCUGAAACCGUUUGCCUUCACCAAAGCGGCCUUAAGGGAGAACACCACCGAUGAUGACCAAAGGGUAUCUGAAAAUAAUGACGAGAGCCCUGAUACCUCUGCAGCGAGGGUGAUUGGCCUCUGGCUAAUAUCUGAUAUCCUCUCGAAUUCAUCCCUAGGUAUUCGGAACGCAUGGAGAUACCGGCAAUUAUUCGAUGUUGCAUUGCGUGAGAAGGGUGUUUUCAAUCACUUGGGAAGAGUCUGGAAAGGGAGUGGAUGGGGUCGAAUGAAAGCAGAGAAGUUUCGAAGAGGGGUGGUUGAGGGGGUCUUGGAAUGGUGGGAGGUACACUCCUUGGUCCCUUAUUAGAACCAUCUAUAAAAAGCUGACAUCUGGGGUAGAAAUGGUGCAUAUUCCCACAAUAUACCCAGGAGGAAUUUUUGAGAGCGUUUAUAGGAACGGCGGAUACAGAGAAAAUAGCGUCUGUUCCCGGCUCUCAACCUCCGAAAGAAAAUGCCAACACCGCCGUCCCUGCACUCCUUUCAGCCGCUAAGAGCAAGUGGAAAGCGGUGGAGGCUAAAGCUGAGGCCUUCAAUGUGGAAUCUGCAGUUAAUGCAACAGGAGAGGAGGAUGUGGACGGCGAACCCAUGAUGGAGGAUGAUGUAGAUGGCGAGCCAAUGGUUGAAGACGUAGAUGGUGAACCGAUGAGAGACGAAGACACCGAAAAUGAGCCUGAGACAUUAGAUAACCAUGACGGGUUAAUGCACGGUAGCAACCAGGAAGAAAUAGCCAACUUGUGUGGAAUGCCGGCAGCAGGACUGGUCGUACAUGGCUUCAAAAUAGGAUCAACACUUAGUACCGUUAAGGGAGGAAUGGGCCCAAGAAAGCGGAUGCGGGCUGAGGAUAUGUUUGCUGAUGAGGAUGAUUGCUCGUAGGUUGUGUGCCCCGGCCUGAAUACAUCCGAGGGUGCUUUCCAAUAUUAGUCUAUCACUCUGUGCAAUAUUUUUUUCGGGGGAUUUACAUCUGAAGGAGCUUGAUGUGACUUAGGAGCGAUAUGAUGGAACUAUUAUGAGCCUUGAAUAGAAUACUCAAGUCUUCGUCCUGGAUCACUGGGGUAAAUGCCCGUUAAUGUGGACAAGCCGUCGGACCAGCCCGCACAUAGCCUGCAGGUAUACAGUCUCCCAGGGCAGGCCAAAGUGAAGACUGACCUGAGCUUUGUAGCCCGGAUUUCCCAAAGCCUGCAGACUUCAUAGAUGCCUAUAGGUAGGCUUUCGGAAAGGCUCCAGUGGUGAGCAAAUAUUUUGUCCAUCGGGAGCGGGUGUCCGAAGUCGACCGCAAAUAGCUUCAAAUGCCACCAAUAUAUGCAAAAGCCGGCCAACACUGUGCAAUAGUUCAAGAUGUCUUCCAUUAGCUUGGGCUU